Molecule: messenger RNA, 1491 nt
Organism: Candidula unifasciata
Lineage: Eukaryota; Metazoa; Mollusca; Gastropoda; Stylommatophora; Geomitridae
Source: the annotation of a GenBank genome assembly
AUGAGAAGAGAUUCGACCUCCAGGUUAUUACCUGAUGAUGAAGCCAGCGAAACGUUACCGGCCAAUCAGACUAUGACUUCUUCGGUCAGCCGUAUCAAAGAUAAAUGUCCAUUUAUAAUAAUUAACCUCAUCGUUGUACUGUUGGGAGCCUCGGGUCGUUUCCACACUCCAGUAUUGGUUCAGUAUCUGUACCAAAGAUACGCUGAUGAAAUUUUUGGCAAUGCUAGUGUCAAAACAUCGAGCCACCCAUGUAUCAACGAAUCCUCAGCGUCUUCCAAAGAGGAAUCCAAACUGAAAGAAGUCCAAGAGAUGACGUCAGAUAUGUUAUUUUUCCUGAAUCUGACCAAUUACUGCCCAGGCAUUUUCACUUGCCUCAUCCUGGGAGCCUUUUCCAACAGAAUCAGUAGAAAGUUGCAGCUAGCGAUACCCAUGUGUGGCUACUUGACUAAAUGCGUAGUCAUUGCUGUUGUCGUUGGGUUUAAUCUGCACGUCAACUGGUUUUUCCUGGGUUUCGCAGUUCAGGGAGCACUGGGCGAUACUUGUGGAGUUUUUCUGGGUAUCUUCCUGUACACGACAGACAUUACGCCACGUGACAAGACUCGAACGCUGGCCAUGUCUAUAGUUGAAGGGUUCCGCGGCUUUGUUGCAGCAGGUCUUAACGUAGUCACAGGACAUCUGAUACAAAGACUAGGUUUCAACAUCCCAGCGCUGUUAUCAGUCGGUUUAGCACUAAUAAGUCUGGUCAUCACCUUCAUGUUACCAGCACGUGAGGCACAGCAUCAGUAUACUCUUGUAGAUGAUGAUUGCCAUCGUUGGAACAACUGGUGGAGACGACUGAUUUCACCGUUUACCCGGAUCAGAGAAGCUCGCGUCAGGAAACUGGUGCUCGUAGGAUUCAUUGCCUUUCUUUUCGCUAUGGCUGCCUCUGUUGGUAUAACUGUGAUUGAAUCGGUCUACCUAAUGAACAUUCCAUUUUGCUUUGAUGCUAUUACUUUAGGCUGGUAUAAGUUUGGUAGAGAGCUGGCGUUCAAUGGGUUCCUAGUAGUUGCCGUUCCUUUGUUCUACAACAGCUUACCUGGCAUGUGGUUGGCUAUUCUCGGCUCCUUGUCAGCCAUUUGCGGAAUGGUCAUGUACUCAACUGCAACCAAACCUGCGGAAGUGUACGCCAUUAUUGGUUUGAUGAUAGGAGAAGCCCUGCCUGUAAACAUUAUAAGGGGAGAAACUUCUAGACUGCUGGCUUCAGAAACACAAGGGCCACUGCUGGCGGUGUUUGCAAUGCUAGAAAACAUUGGAUACGUGAUGGGGAUUCCAGCCUUGCAUGUCUACAGAGCAACCCUCGGCUUCUUCAAACAGCUUGUCUGUGUUGUGUGUGCCAGUGUGACCGCUGUGAAUAUAGGUUUUCUUCUUUACUAUCAAGUUACAUGGAAGCGCCAUCUGCUGGAUGUUCAGUCAAACAAAAUACGACAGCGAUCUUAUGAUGCCAUUAAUUAA